AUGGUCUUCUUCUCUCGUUUCUUCCGAUUCGCCGGAAAAUUUCCCAGUAGAGGAAAUUUCUCUCGACGUGUCUACUGGAGAAAAGAACAGAGCUUGCGUGUCGAAUCGAUUCCAUGGAUUCAAAAAGCUUCGAAUUUGACGAUUUACAAAUCAUUUUCUGCUGAAACCCAAGUUUCCCCUGUUACUACUGCUAACGACGAAAUCAGAGUCUCGCAAGACGCGGAGAGAAUCUGUAAGAUCGUAUCGAAAUCGACAGAUUCAAGCAUCGGAAAAUUGCUCGACGGAGCUUCAGUGAAACUCUCGCCGGAACUGAUCGAAGAAGUGAUUAAGAAGCUGAGCAACGCCGGAGUUCUCGCUUUCUCCGUCUUCAAAUGGGCAGAGAAUCAGACGAACUUCAAGCACACGACUUCCACCUACAACGCAUUGAUCGAGUCGUUAGGCAAAAUCAAGCAAUUCAAGCUCGUCUGGUCUCUCGUAGACGACAUGAAACGCAAAAAGCUUCUGAGCAAAGACACGUUCGCGCUAAUCUCCAGACGAUACGCUCGAGCGAGGAAAGUCAAAGAAGCGAUUCACGCGUUUCACAAGAUGGAAGAUUUCGGAUUCAAGAUGGAAUCCACAGACUUCAAUCGAUUGCUCGACACUUUAAGCAAAUCGAGAAACGUCUCCGAUGCACAGAAGGUGUUCGACAAAAUGAAGAAGAAGAGAUUCGAUCCUGAUUUAAAGUCUUACACUAUCUUACUCGAAGGUUGGGGUCAAGAGCUGAAUCUUUUGAGAGUCGGUGAGGUUUACAAAGAGAUGAAAGAGGAAGGCUUUGAGCCUGAUGUCGUCACUUACGGUAUUGUCAUCAAUGCUCAUUGUAAAGCUAAGAAGUAUGAUGAAGCGAUUGGGUUGUUUCACGAGAUGGAACAGAGGAAUGUGAAGCCAAGUCCACACAUUUACUGCAGUUUGAUCAACGGGCUUGGCUCGGAGAGGAAGCUGGAUCAAGCGAUUGAGUUUUUUGAAAAGUCGAAGCUUUCCGGGUUUCCGCUUGAAGCUCCGACUUACAAUGCGUUGGUCGGAGCUUAUUGCUGGUCGAAGAGAGUGGAGGAAGCGUUCAAGAUCGUGGAAGAGAUGAGGGUGAAUGGGGUUGGUCCAAACGCAAGAACUUACGAUGUGAUCUUGCACCAUUUGGUUCGGAUGCAGCGGACGAAAGAAGCUUAUGAGGUUUAUCAGAAGAUGAGCUGUGAGCCGACGGUGAGUACUUACGAGAUCUUGGUGAGGAUGUUCUGUUAUGUGGAGAGAUUGGAUAUGGCGGUGAAAGUUUGGGAUGAGAUGAAAGGGAGAGGUGUGCUUCCGGGAAUGCAUAUGUUUUCGAGUUUGAUUACGGCUUUGUGUGAUGAGAAUAGAUUGGAUGAGGCUUGUGUGUAUUUUGAUGAGAUGUUGGAUGUUGGGAUUAAGGCGCCGGGACAUAUGUUUAGUCGGCUUAAAGAAGCGCUUCUUGAUGAUGGCCGGAAAGAUAAAGUUGUGGAGUUGGCUGUGAAGAUGGAUAGGUUGAGGAAAACUCAACUUCUUGGGUGA
Microthlaspi erraticum is the source of this 1557-nucleotide messenger RNA. Lineage: Eukaryota; Viridiplantae; Streptophyta; Magnoliopsida; Brassicales; Brassicaceae. The record is from the annotation of a GenBank genome assembly.